AUGGACCAAACCACCUCCCUCCCCCACCUCCAACCACCCCCCCCCGCCCAGGUGACCGCUGGUGUCAUUGGAAGGACCCACUGGAUCAGCAAGCCCAACCCUAACAGGUCAUAACGGAACGCUGCCUUCCCCUGGACGUGCCCCGGCAACGGCCCCAGUGUCCGUAGAGACGGUGCUGGGGAGAGGUCGCCUCCUCCCCAGCAGCACUGCCCGGCACUGGGACCGCGCUUCUCAGCCUUCCUUGAGCUGCCUGGACGCUGUCCCAACUCCACGAGUGCGUAGCACGUGAAGAGCUCCCCUGGCCUCGGCACGAUGGGCCAGCUCAACAGCCGCUCCAGGGUCGAGCCUGACCCCACGCAGGAGAGCACGCGCAGCCCAGCGUCACCGGGGCCACUGCUCUGCCAGCGCGUGCGAGUGACCCAGGGCCCUUCCACAAGCACGAGGGACCUCCUCCUCUUCCGGGAUUCCUUAGUCAUUGCCAAGACCCGGCGGGGCACCAUCCUGCACACGAAGCUCUGCCUGCCCCUACACCAGCUGUGGGUGCUGAGCAGAGGGGCGUGGGCACCCGGGGAUGCUGCCCAAGAGGAGGAAGACAAGGCCACCAGAUCCCUCAUCCUCAGCUGGCCCUACGGAUUCUGUGUCAUCACUUUCCAGCCAUCAGAGGGAGUCGACGGAGCCUGCGUGACCCAGCUGUCCUCCUUCAACCUCCUGCUGCAGGACCUGAGGGGCCGCAAAGCUGAAACACAGCUGACCACCAGGAGCCUGCAGAGCUUCAUCAAGGACCAGGCAGUGGCUGGUCCUCCGUAGCAGGCACCUCCAGGCCCCUCUGGAAGCAAAGAUGGACGUGGAUACUCAGCUGGUAAGUUGGGAGAAGAUGAUUGUGGCAUGGCCCUUCUCUCCUACUCUUGCAGGAGGGCACUCACGCUGCACUGGGGCUGCUGCCUUUGCCACAGGGCACAUCCGUCCCCCUCCCUCUGCAGCGGGAUAGACCGGUGGAGCCCCAGACCCCCUC
Cuculus canorus (common cuckoo) is the source of this 1012-nucleotide messenger RNA. RefSeq lists its product as uncharacterized. Bases 313 to 807 code for a protein of 164 amino acids. The transcript is spliced from 6 exons. The record is from RefSeq and is a predicted model, not a curated record. NCBI's taxonomy places the organism in Eukaryota, Metazoa, Chordata, Aves, Cuculiformes, Cuculidae.